Molecule: messenger RNA, 2762 nt
Organism: Brassicogethes aeneus
Lineage: Eukaryota; Metazoa; Arthropoda; Insecta; Coleoptera; Nitidulidae
Source: the annotation of a GenBank genome assembly
AACUUAUUGAAAAGUAGCGUGAAUUAUUUAGAAAUUGUAAUUCGGUUUUAGGCUUGACUAACUUUGGAACAAACACUUUUACAAUUCCCAAUUUUAUUGUCACUUAGAAAUUAGUUUAAGAUUAAGUAAGAUGCCAACUGCACACAGAAAAUUAUUUGUUUUAAUUUUGCUGCCUUUUGUUUUAUGUGAGGAACAAUGUAGUUUGGAAGAUACAAUUUGUAAAAAUUCUGAAAAUGUACAUGUUUACAAGAAGUCUCCAGGUUGGCGCCACUGGCCCGUUGUGUUUAUCUCUGUGUUAAUCUUUCCCGAGUUCCAGAGAGAACAUGUCAGAUUUUUUAGUGCCAUAACAAGACUGAUGGUGGAGGGAUGUGUUAUUUGUAAAUAAUUUACGUUAAAUUGUUUUGUGUUUUAUAAUUUUAUGUAAUCAUGAAGGUAUUUUGUGUGAUAGUAUUCGUGUUUUCUUUUGUUUUCGUUGCCAACACCGAAAAAGAUGAUGAAAUUCUAGUUUUUACUGUAGCGACAGAGGAAACAGACGGUUUUCAGAGAUACCUAGAAAGCGCGGAGUUCUACGAUAUAAAACCGAUCGUCCUCGGUUACGGGGCGGAGUGGAGAGGGGGAAACAUAAAGAAGGGACCGGGGGGCGGUUUCAAAAUAAACCUCCUCAAAAAGGCUAUCGAGCCUCACAAGAACGACGCGAGCAAAAUAAUUUUAUUCACGGACGGGUUCGAUGUCGUUUUCGUGGAUAAACUCCAGGAAGUGCUGGAGAGAUUCCGGAAGUUCGAGGCGAAAAUUUUGUUCGGCGCGGAGAAGUUCGCUUGGCCGGAUCCGCUUCUGGCGGAACAGUACCCGGAAGUUACCGAGGGGAAGAGGUUCUUGAAUUCCGGCGCUUACAUCGGGUAUGCACCGGAAGUCUACGAGCUCUUGACCCGGGAGGAAAUCCAGGACGACGGCGACGAUCAGUUGUUUUUCACCAAGGCCUACUUGGAUGAGGAGUUCAGGCAGAAACAUCAGUUUAAGUUGGACCACAAAAGCGAAAUUAUCCAGAAUAUUAACGGAGCGGCAACUGAACUGGAGGUCAAAGUAAUUGAAGAUAAGGAAGCCAACACUGAAAUCUACAAAAUAAGGAACACCCUAUUCUACACUGACCCUCUAAUUUUACACGGUAAUGGGGCUGCUAAACAAUCGUUAAACUACAUAUCAAACUACGUGCCGAACUCGUGGAACUCCAUUGAAGGUUGCAUAACCUGCCUGAAAAAUCAAGUUUCCCUUAAAGAAAUAGAUGACGAAAAAUUACCGCUUGUUAUGAUUGGUAUUUUCGUUGAAAUUCCCACGCCGUUUUUGGAGGAAAUGCUCGAAAAAGUUUAUAACCUGGAGUAUCCUAAAAAUAGGAUACACUUGUUUGUGCAUAAUGCUGUUCAGUAUCACAGUGAUGUUGUUAGCAAAUUUAUCGAAGAACAAGGUGUAGACUAUUUGUCGGUUAAACAAAUUAAACCCUCUGAUGGUACUACAGAACAUGCAGCCAGAGACCUAUCUUUGGAUUACUGCCUGGUGAAAAAAUGCGACAGCUACCUUUCCCUGGACUCCAUAGCCCACCUGGACAACCCGCAAACCUUAAAACUACUCAUCGAACAAAACCGAACCAUCGUGGCCCCCAUGUUGACCAGACCCGGGCGCGCUUGGAGCAACUUUUGGGGCUCUUUGACAGCCGAAGGCUACUACGCGAGAUCGAACGACUACAUGAACAUCGUGUGGAAUGAAAAACGCGGUCUUUGGAAUGUCCCCUUCGUCACUAACGCCUAUCUACUCAACGCCACCCUACUCAACAAAUAUGACAGAUCGCAAAUAAACUACAAAAACGGCCUACUGGAUGCCGAUAUGUCUUUCUGCGCGAAUCUCAGGAAUCUCGACGUGUUUAUUUACGUCUCGAAUCGCGUUGACUUCGGACACCUAGUGAACCCGGAGACGUACGACCUCACGCUCGCAGAACCCGACAUGUACCAGAUUUUCGAGAACGAAAAGGAGUGGGAGGAAAGAUACAUACACGAAGAUUACCCGGGUAAUUUCGAUCCGGAAAACGCCCCCAAACAGCCCUGCCCGGACGUGUACUGGUUCCCCGUGGUGUCCAGAAAGUUCACCAGCAGUCUCAUAAACAUGAUGGAAACGUUCGGGAAGUGGUCGACGGGCAAGAACGACGACGAUCGUUUGGAGGGCGGGUACGAGGCGGUGCCCACGCGCGACAUCCACAUGAAUCAGGUGGGCUGGGAGAGGCACUGGCUGCACUUUCUGCAGAAGUACGUGCGCCCUCUUCAGGAGCUGGUUUUCAUCGGGUACUACCACGACCCGCCGAAAUCGCUGAUGAACUUCGUGGUCAGGUACAAGCCGGACGAGCAACCUUCGCUGAGGCCGCACCACGACAGUUCCACGUACACGAUCAACGUGGCUUUGAACCAGGUGGGGGAGGAUUACGUGGGGGGCGGUUGCAGGUUCAUCAGGUACAACUGCAGCGUGGUGGAUACGAAACCUGGUUGGAUUCUGAUGCACCCCGGCAGGUUGACGCACUUCCAUGAAGGUCUCAGAGUGACCAGCGGCACCAGGUACAUCAUGAUUUCCUUCAUCGAUCCAUGAUUUGCUUCCACGGUAUUUUUGCCUAUUAUUAACUGAUUUGGAUCUGAUUAGUGCGUUAACUUUCCACUUAAUUAACUGUGCAAUCCCUGUAAAUAAUAGUUUUUCUAUAUGUGUUCUAAUAAACGAUUUUUUACUAA